Molecule: messenger RNA, 189 nt
Organism: Rhizophagus irregularis DAOM 181602=DAOM 197198
Lineage: Eukaryota; Fungi; Glomeromycota; Glomeromycetes; Glomerales; Glomeraceae
Source: RefSeq, a predicted model, not a curated record
AUGUCAUCUCUCGUCUAUAGUGCAAUCAAAUCUCUCAAUCUCACAAAAGAAGAAAAAGGUGCGCUAUGCGCUUUCUUUCUUAAUAACCCAAAUAAAAGAACUGAAGUAGAAGAUCUCUUUCCUACCCUUGAUGACGAUGAGAUAGUUGAUUGUUUGAAAAAUCUUCUAAAGCCUGGACCCAGAAAAUAG